UCUUUGAAUGGUUUGUCCCUUUUGUGUUCCUGUAGUUAAGAGGAAAACAUGGCGCGUGACGACGACGGCGACGAGGAUUUUGUAACUUUCGGAACUGCUUUGGAGCCUUUGGAAGACGAUGAGCCCCUGAGGAAGCCCAUCCCUCUCCAUGAGCAGACUGUAAAGGAUGAGAAGGGUCGGUACCAGAGGUUCCACGGAGCGUUCACUGGAGGCUUCUCAGCUGGUUACUUCAACACUGUUGGCUCAAAGGAAGGUUGGACCCCAUCAACAUUUGUAUCUUCAAGGCAACAGAAAGCUGACAAGCAUCAUGCAAGGCCAGAGGAUUUCAUGGAUGAGGAGGAUUUCGGAGAGCAUGGAAUCGCUCCCAGACAGAUCACCACCAGUCUGGAGUUUUCCUCCAGCCGCAGAGACGAGGCUGCAGAGAGAGCAAAAGCUGUCGGCGCUCAGGCUGCUCUGAUUCCUGGCGAUACGCUGCUGGAGGAGCUGAUCUCACCUGCCAAGUCGUCGAUCGGCGUGGAGCUGCUGAGGAGGAUGGGCUGGAGGGAAGGUCAGGGAGUUGGGCCUCGUGUGAAGAGGAAACCUCGCAGACAGCAGCAGGCGGAAGGCGGAACUAAAGCGUACGGCUGUAUGCUGCCCCCUGCUGGUUCGGAGGAUUCAGAGGAUGAAUAUGAGGAGUUUGCUCCUGACAACGUGACCUUUGCCCCUAAAGACGUGACUCCAGUGGACUUCAGUCCAAGACUCGGAGUCCAGGGUCUGGGAUACCGCGGUCUGGACCCGGGCCUUGCACUGCUGGGCCGUGGUGCAGAUGAACACAUCGACCUAUUCAGGCCUCAGUCUGAGUCGAGGAGCCGCCUGUUUGGAGACGCACGGAGCAGCGUGAGGCGAGGAGGAGUUGCUGGACAGGCCUUCGGUGUGGGGGCACUGGAGGAUGACGACGAGGAUGUGUACCACCGGGACUCCAUGUCCAGAUACGACACAGUUCUGGGAGGAGAGGAACCAGGAGACGGGCUGUUUGGCUGGACCGCUCCGCAACAGUACACAAAGAAGAAAGACAAAAGUAAAGAUGCUUCGUACCUUGGUAAGAUUCUGGAGGGAUUCACUCUGGCCCAGAACCCUCCUGAGGAGAAGGUGAUCUUCCCUCCUCCCGCUUUGCCUAGCAACUAUCGUCCAGUUCACCGUUUCCGUCCUCAAGUUGAUGUUUCCAGACUCUCCGGAGUCAGUCCGGCUCUGGCUCAGGCUCUCAAGACCUCCAGGGGUCACAUGAUCAAAGAGGAUCCCCAGCAGGAAGGACGCCACCAGCUGGACUCCGGCCAGAGGAGGACAAUGCUAGGAGAGGACGCGCUGAAAGGUCCGAGUUCAGUCAUGGACCUGCUGAGACCUGAAGACCGACAGCGUCUGCUUAACCUGCGUAAUUCCACUAACCCAACGACCUGCACCCCAGUCUCUACAGACAAGUCACAGGUCGCCAAGCAGGACCUUUUGGUGGGGGUGGCUCCACCCCCUUCUGGCCUCCAGCAGCAGCAGAAGGUUCUGGCAGCCUGGAGAGGCAGCAACGCCUCCACACAGACCUUCAAACCAUUUGAGAAGACCCCCUCCAAGCAGGCCCGCUAUGAUCUGUACCUAGACAGGCUCCGACAGGGAGACACAGACGCUCUGGAGCAGAGUCUGGACCAAACCAUGACGGAGUGGGAGCGCAGCAGGGAGCGGGAAGAGUUUGUCCGGGCUUCCGUCCUGUACCGACCCUCUUCCUCCUCGCUGUCCUCGCGCUUCACCAGCGCCAAACAUAAGGAGGACGAGGACUCCGUGGAGGUCAACCGGGAUGAGGAGGGCGACGUGGACGACAAACAGAAUGCCGUCAAGAUGAAGAUGUUUGGGAAACUCACCAGAGAAACAUUUGAGUGGCAUCCUGACAAGCUGCUGUGCAAGAGGUUCAACGUUCCGGACCCGCACCCUGGGUCGGGUGUGGUGGGUCUGCCGAAGGUGAAGAGGGACAAGUUCUCAGUCUUCAACUUCCUGUCUGUGAUGGAGAGCAGAGAAAUGGCAGCACCUCCAAAGCCUCCGGAGUCGGGGAAGAAGUCGAGGUGGGACGUUUCACAACAGGAGACCAAGGGAACGAGUGAGGAUCCACAGAGUGCUGCACAAACUCAACCCGAGACCAAAUCGGACCACAGUUCUGAUCCCGGGUUGCCCGCCUCCAGCAGCAGGGGCACGAGUGCUGCCAGCAGAACUCAGGAAAAGUUAGCAGAUCUGCAGAGCUCAGAAAAGAAGACAGCUGGUGAUGAAGAGGAGCAGCAGGAGGAGGACGAAGAGCAGGAGGAGGAGGAGAGCAGGCCUUCCAUGGAUCUGUUUAAAGCCAUCUUUGCCAGCUCCUCUGAUGAGAAGUCCUCCUCUUCAUCAGAGGAGAGCAAUGAUGAAGAGGACAGAAAAGAUAAAGAGGAAGGAAAAACGGAUUUACAGCCAGCAAACCUUUUUACCAUCACCACCUCCUCUGUGACCACCUCCUCUGUGACCACCUCCUCUGUGACCACCUCCUCUGUGACCGCCUCCUCUGUGACCACCUCCUCUGUGACCACCUCCUCUGUGACCACCUCCUCUGUGACCACCUCCUCAGCCAUCACGUCCAACUCUCACACAGGCGCUGCCUCCUAUCAGAAAUCAGCGCAAGAAGAGUUGGAGUUUGGUCCGAAGCUGCCGCCUCCUUCAACUCCUGCAGACAGAGGAGGCGCUGCCCAAAUCUGCUCCCAGAGUCGGGAGGAAUUCAGCAGAAAGAAGGAGAAGAAACACAAGAGCAGAAAACAAAACAAACACAAGAAGGACAAAAAGAAGAAGAAAUGCAAGAAACACAAACACAAGCAGGAGAAGAAGAGUAAGAAAGAUGAGUCUGACAGUUCAGAGGACAUGGAUAAGGAUGAUGAUGAUGAUGAUCAGGUGUCAACGGCUGAACUUCUGAAAAGACUGAAGAACAUCCAGUCCCAUCGGACCCGCUGAGCCAACAGGAACCCCGUCCUCUGUGAGGAUUCACCUCUCAGCUGACUCCCUGGUUUACAUCACUGCUGUGAAGGUUUUAAAUAGACAAAUAAAACGUUUAUCUCUGAA
Messenger RNA from Nothobranchius furzeri (turquoise killifish), 3096 nucleotides. It is a transcript of the gene gpatch1, whose product is annotated as G patch domain containing 1. Gene Ontology annotation, molecular function: RNA binding. Gene Ontology annotation, biological process: mRNA processing. Lineage: Eukaryota; Metazoa; Chordata; Actinopteri; Cyprinodontiformes; Nothobranchiidae. The record is from RefSeq and is a predicted model, not a curated record. Gene Ontology annotation, cellular component: nucleus.